Linum tenue is the source of this 2457-nucleotide messenger RNA. The record is from the annotation of a GenBank genome assembly. Lineage: Eukaryota; Viridiplantae; Streptophyta; Magnoliopsida; Malpighiales; Linaceae.
CUCCAACCAUUUCUUCCCUCCUUCUUCUUCUUCCUUCCAUACUACCCAUCAUUCAUCCUCAGAAUAAUCGACAAAGAAAAGAUAAAUCAGUAAUCUCUAAGCUCCGAUGUCCAUGGAGGCCGUGCCCUUGCCGCCGGCCGAGAAGCCGAUAGAGCUCAGGGCGGUGGAGGCCCUGGGGAAAGGCUUCGACCUCAGCAGCGACUUCAGGCUGAAGUUCGCCAAGAGCGCCGGCGGCAGGCUGGUCGCGCUCGACGACCGGAACAAGAGGGACAUUGUAAUUCCCUCCGGCGGCGCCGGCGUUACCGUUGCUGGUGUCUCCGAGGACAUUCGGGUCGAUAGAGGCGACCGGAUUCGGUUCAAGUCCGACGUCCUUGAGUUCAAUCAGAUGUCAGAACUGCUUAAUCAGAGAUCUUCAGUACCAGGAAAAGUGCCUUCUGGCUAUACCAAUGCUCUCUUUGAUUUGAGUGGAGAUUGGCUCCAUGAUGCCACAGACACCAAGUAUCUUGCUUUUGAUGGUUACUUCAUCUCCUUGUACUACUUGCACCUAACAGCAUCUCCACUGGUGCUCCAAGAUGAAGUAAAGAAUUCAGUACCGCCUCGUUGGGAUCCAGCUAUGUUAUCCAGGCAGGUUCAUUUGUACAUAUGGCACGCACAUAAUUGUAGGGAUGGCAAUUGGAGGUCAGGAUGUUAUUUGUGUUAGACAGAAACAUUCGUCGACGAUUGCUCCUGCCGAUAUCAGAAAGCAUUUAGAGGAUCUUGGAGAUUUUCUCUUUUCAGAUAAAAGAAGUCCAUCACUGAUGCAGAGAAAUGCGAGAGAUGGCAAACAAAAGGUACCCGAGGUUUUCAAUAGGAUUCUGCAGUCAAACACCAUGCAACUGACCAGCAUAACAGAAACAUCAAGCAAGGAGGGGCUUACCAUUGUUUGUUCAAAAAGAGGAGGGGAUGUGUUCUCUCACAGUCAUUCUAACUGGCUACAAACAGUACAUGCAAAACCAGAAGCAAUCCUCUUUAAGUUUGUGCCAAUUACUUCUCUUCUUACUGGGGUCCCUGGCAGUGGCUAUCUUAGUCAUGCUAUCAACUUGUAUCUACGAUACAAGCCUACCCCAGAGGAUCUACAAUACUUUCUGGAGUUCCAGGUGCCAAAGCAGUGGGCACCUAUGUUCUCUGAGUUACCUCUACGGCAUCAAAGGAAGAAGGCCUCAUCCCCAUCUCUGCGGUUCAGCUUUAUGGGACCCAGGCUUUUUGUUAGUUCUGCCCAGGUUUCAAGUGACAAAAAACCGGUGGUAGGGUUGCGUUUGUAUCUAGAAGGGAAGAAAUGCAACAAGCUGGCUAUACAUAUCCAGCAUCUCUCAAGCCUUCCAAACCUCAUGAACACAGCAUCAUCCAACACUGCCUCCAUCUCCAGACCAUGCCAAUGGCAAGGCUCCGACCAGUAUCCAUCCAGCGCCCAAUUCUUGGAACCUGUGAGGUGGAAGAGAUACUCAAAGAUCUGCACUUCCGUGGUCAAGCACGACCCAACCUGGCUCCAUGAUGGAGGAGUUUUCGUAGUAACCGGCGCACAGCUCCUAAGCAAAGGCAAAUGGCCCAACUCAGUACUCCACUUGCGCCUGUUGUUCACACACUUGCCCCACUGCAGCAUCCGGAAGACCGAAUGGGCAGCCGUCCCAGAAGGGCCUCACAAGACGAGCAUCCUCACGAAUAUCAGCACCACAUUCACAUUCACUCAACGAACACCACCUGGCCAGGACAAACAGGCUGCUGCUCCGGCUGCCCUUAAUUCUGGAGUGUAUCCAGAUGGUCCUCCGGUUCCAGUGAGCUCGAGGAAGCUUCUCAAGUAUGUGGAGACAGCUGAGAUUGUUCGCGGUCCCCAUGACACACCGGGACAUUGGUUGGUGACAGCCGGUAAGCUAGUGGUCGACGGCGGGAAGAUUGGGUUGCACGUGAAGUUCGCGCUGCUGGACUAUCCAGAUUGUUAGGAUUUGAGUAUGUGUGCAUAAUAUAGUAAUGGUGCAUAAUUUUUGUUUCUUUUUGUUGUAUGAUAAAUUGAUUUGAGGUAUACAAACGUUUGGUGCACCCAUAAAUGCUCUACCAAAAAAACUACAUUACAGAGAAGGCGCAGUGACUAGUUCGUAAACUUGCUGUAUACACAACUGAAGGAAUUGACGAACAAUCAAUACAUCAUAUAAUCAACCUUGUUGGCUCUCCUUUCGUCAAACAUAUCACCAUUGAAGAUGAAUCCAUGGGUGUACUAUUCUCUUUGAUACCUUCGUGAUCAAGCAUAAAUCCAUCCAGUACCAGUCACAUGUUCUCAUGGAACCCGUUCCAGAACAUGUUGCAACGCCUUUUUUAUGCCUUCUUGAUCAAGUGUUGUAGUCAAUUGGAUUUCCUGCACCUGUAUCACAACCAAGAUCUCAUCAUGAUUCAUGAGGCAGGAAGGCUUGUGUGGAUCAAUUGAGU